Molecule: messenger RNA, 1572 nt
Organism: Prorocentrum cordatum
Lineage: Eukaryota; Dinophyceae; Prorocentrales; Prorocentraceae
Source: the annotation of a GenBank genome assembly
AUGGCGCGGGCUGUUGCCCAUCGACCGAUCUUCUUGUCGGUUUCGAAAGCGGCCUCAGAUGGCAAAGUCAAGUGGAAGUUCAUUGUGGACCAUGCGGCUCCGCCCAUGUCUGCCCACGCGCAGGCUCUCAUGAUCGAGCAGGUCCUUGCCUUGAUGAAUAUUGUCCCCAUGUACGAGACGGUCGAUCGAGGGCAUCGGCACACCGGCACGCAGAACCCCCGGAUCCUCUGCAUCGCGGUCAUGACGAUGGUGGCGCUCACGGCGGCGGUGAUGACGAGCACGAAGAUUUUGAUCGGCGAGCUCGACGUGAUGGCGCUGCUGCUGCUGUCCGCCAGAGUAGUGCUGGCAACACGCCGCGAGCGCGAGCUCAUUACAGCGCUGGCGGCUCCAGGCCAAUGGACGCGGUCCACAGAGCCCAGAUCCUCCGCUGAACCGUGGUUCCCGUGGAUUCAAGGAGACGGCCAAUGCUCGGAGGCAACAUUGCCUGCUGCUGAUGCUGCCAUCGACCCCGUGCCAGCAACGCCCGAGAUGGCUGCUGCCGUGGAUGACGCAGAGCUAAAGGCGCUCGCUUUCUCCCAGGCUGCUUCCGCCAUCUCCCACGCGGACCCAAUGUGCAAUCCUGGCGAGGCCUCGAAGGCCACGGUUUCGAGGGCCCAGGAUCUCGAGGUCGAGGCCCUCGCUGCUUGCGCCGAGGCAGCGGAGCUCCUCAGAGGCGAGAGGCGCCGGGCUCCCGAGCUGGGAGGUGAGAUCCGGGACAAGCUCGUCCAGAUUCAGUCUUUGCUCGAUCAGACCCGUGGUCCAACUGCGCAGGCCUGGGACAGAAAAGUCAAGGAGAACGUGUCCCAGGCGACAGUGCCCUUCGAGGUGCUGUCCAGAUCGAUCGAAGGAUUCCCGAAGAAAGUGCUCAAGGACUCCUGCUACUUUGUCGAGACCUUUGGCAAUGCGAUUCUGGAGGAGAGCUGGAUCUAUGCGGUUCGCGGGCCGGAAGCCACGUGGACCCCUGGAGAGCCGAUCCCCGAUCAUGAGGUGUUGCACAGCAUGUUCUUGCCAUUCGUAGCCAAGAUCAAGGCGCUGGGGCGCCACUGGUCGUCUGACGCGGCCCGGCCGCGCAUGAGCGCUGGGGAGCCGCCCUGGAGGGCGUCCAGCAAGAGGACAGAUUCGGACCUGUGUGCCUCUCUGCUCUCUUCCGCGCGCGUGCGCGGGUGCUGGCCCGCCGACGCGCUGGCAUUCGAGAUCUGCUGCAGCGAGCUGGCCCGGCAGGCGAUCAACAGCGCCGUCCAGCAGGCGGGCACCCAGGUCGCGCAACAGGCUGCGAGGGAAACGUUCCAGCGCGAGCAGGCGACAUGCUGCGCCAACGCGUUCGAGUACAAGCGGCUGCUUUGUCGCUUCGCCCGUUGGAUGUAUCGAUGCUUUCUGUCUCGUCCGUACGGGCGAUCACCCGUGGCGUCGAUGGUUGACGCAAGCGACCCCUGCGAGACGGCACCCAGUUUGGAAAAGUCUUCACGUGGUUGCAGCCUUUGCCGCCGAUCCUGCCGCAGAGAGUUUGUGUUGUGGACGCCGCUCUGGUCGUGA